Messenger RNA from Necator americanus (New World hookworm), 513 nucleotides. RefSeq lists its product as uncharacterized. The coding region runs from base 1 to 513 and encodes 170 amino acids. Gene Ontology annotation, biological process: endosomal transport. Lineage: Eukaryota; Metazoa; Nematoda; Chromadorea; Rhabditida; Ancylostomatidae. The record is from RefSeq and is a predicted model, not a curated record. The transcript is spliced from 5 exons. Gene Ontology annotation, cellular component: BLOC-1 complex.
AUGUCGCUCUCCGGAAUGCUGAAGGAACACCAACAGAAGCAAGUUUUACGUAAAGAAGAGCAAGAGAAGUUGAAAAACGAAGCAAUUGUAGCCGCACACAAUCUAUCAGCAGCCGUAGUUGACCAUUUAAAUCUGAGAGUCUCUCAAGCGUAUGGAAACCAGAAGCGUCUUGAUGUGGAAGCUAAACGAUUCGAAAAUAACGCCGCCGCACUUGCGAAACAAUCUGAGCAAUGGCUGGCUAUCACAGAAUCCUUAAACCAUGCUCUAAAGGAAAUUGGCGAUGUCGAGAAUUGGGCUAAGGCAAUUCAGAAUGACAUGACUGUCAUUUCGACUACCUUGCAGCGGGUCUAUCAAGAGCGUCAAACGAAAUACUAUACUACAGUGACAUACCAUGUUCAAUGUGGCAUUCGGAAUGUCUCCACAUCACAACUAUUAGUAGCGAAGUACCGACGCAACUAUAGAGCAUGGGACCAAUGUUUCGAAGUACGGAAUGAAACAGUGCUGUGGACUUGA